Molecule: messenger RNA, 819 nt
Organism: Loa loa (African eye worm)
Lineage: Eukaryota; Metazoa; Nematoda; Chromadorea; Rhabditida; Onchocercidae
Exons: 4
Source: RefSeq, a predicted model, not a curated record
AUUAAUGAUUUGAGAGCGAGGCUGGAGAGAAAUGAGCUUGAAGCUCAUAAUAAUAUUGCAACAGUUGCGGUCCCAAGGGCGGACUUAGGACAUCGCGCAAGUCCUCCGCCAACUCAGGAGCAAUUAGAAUUGUCCCGAGAGCUCCUGGAACACGAGCAUGAAAUGGAGCAAGAAGGUGAGGAUGAGGAGCGGCUCGUGUUCCAUUCCCUCCAGCAGCAACAACAUGAAGAGCGAGAAAUGGUAGAACCAGUACCGGCACUGGUUCAAAACGAAGAGGAGGAGGAGUUGGCGGAGCGGCGUCAGGUAUCACAGGAAGCGCUCCUCAAUGACGAACUGAUACCAAGAGCGCCUUCAAUGGUCCGGCGACGCAGGAAAGUGACACGAACGCGCGAAAUAGUACUGCGUUCCCGGACCAUACGUGUCCCAAUUGUGGAAGAAGAAGAAGGGCGUGGUGCAGUACCAGCGGGUCCGGAAGCCUUUCAUACGCCGGUGGUGGAAGGUUUACCGCCGCAGUACCGACAGCUGUUGGUCACGCCAGAAAUCGACCCAUACACGGUGGCUCGAAAUGCUGACGGGUCGGCCACAAUUGGCUUUUGUCAAAGAUGCGGCCAUUUUAUUAACAUGCCGCAUGUGAACUCCGAUGAGGAAAUAACAGCCACGAUGGAGCUCCACUCCUUGGAAUGGUGCCCCAUGGCCACGAAGGCCGUCAUAAGUGAGAGGGCUGUUAAACGAAGGAGGCUAGAACUAGCUGGUAGAAGCGAUGAAGCCCAGCACUAUUACAUCCCCGGUGCAGAAGAAGGAUGCAAUUUCUACCAGUAA